Molecule: messenger RNA, 2892 nt
Organism: Venustampulla echinocandica
Lineage: Eukaryota; Fungi; Ascomycota; Leotiomycetes; Helotiales; Pleuroascaceae
Exons: 7
Coding region: 1-2892 (963 amino acids)
Molecular function (GO): ATP hydrolysis activity; ATP binding
Source: RefSeq, a predicted model, not a curated record
AUGGACGCUAUCCAGGGCAGUUUGGCUGUCCUUGAGAUGGAGCCGAUGGACUAUACAGAAUAUUCCGUGGUGUCGAACGGAGAGCGUGGUGGAAUAGCGGAGAGAACACAGACUAGAAGAUCUUUGGCAGGCGUAGUAUACGGCCCACCGAGCGGUGCGCCGCCUGGACACUACAAACGUCAACCACUAGCUGGAUCACCCGAACCACGAAUAGCCCGCUCGGUUGGUUCCGAUUUCAAGAACAAAACGACAAACUCGGUGCUGGAAGUACUUCUCGAAGAACCACGUGUUAGUAUCCGCGGUCGGGUGAGGAAAACCUCACUGGCUGGAUGCGAUGCCGUUGAUCGGCAUGGUCGCUCGAACAGUUUUCCAAUAAUACGUCAGAAUCCCACGCGUAUACGUAUACAUUCUCAGAAGCUCCUCAAGGUUCUCGAAUCGAUCGCACAAACAGCGGGACGAUCCUUUGUCACAAGCGGAACCUCCGCGAUUACGUUCCUCUCUCCCUUCAAGCUUUUUGCCACGCUAGAGCCAUCUAUCAGAGAACGGCUUGCAGGCUUGGAACUCGCAGACCAAGAGCGCCACAGCAAUGGCCUUCAGAGCGAGAUGAAAAGUAUAAGCAUUAACGGAGAUAACACAUCUGGAGCUACAAGUUGGGUAGAUAGUCGCCUUAGUUCGGUGCCAGAAUAUGGCGAAGGCUGUGGGGAUGUUUCUAGAUCUAGUGCGGAAAUCAGACCAUCUGUUGAUCGAUAUACAAGUUCUGCGAGUAAAACAAGAGAUGGGGAGGACGAUAAGGAAACGCUUCAACACCUUAGGCUUCUUGUUGAACUAUUUGAUACUGAUUUGAAACCCAUGUUUGAUAUGCGUCGUCAAAUCAAGGAGAAGACGCUCACCAGUAUAGCAUACGCCGACCUUUGGCAUCUAUUUGAGUACGGUCAAGAUGUCACAAGCUCAGAGUCUAGGUUGCGCGUUUACCGAGUCUUGAGGUGGACAGGAGGCCGUGAGACCCUCGCUAAGCACGGCAUGUAUGCUGAACUCCAAGCACGCGCAACUGACGAUGCUCAAUCUUUCCAAAAAACGGAUAUCAUGAAUAAUGCACUUAUUAUAGAGUGUGUUAGCUUUGAGUUUGACGGACACCAGUAUGGCCCCGUGCAGAAGACGUUUCUGAUCAGAAAGUAUGAUGGAGAGAAGCCGAUAGCCAGCCUUCCCAUCUAUCCUUUGGCGUUCGCCCCAGAUAGAGACCAGAUUUGGGAACGCUUAAUCAAACGGGGGAACUUUUACCUUCAACUUUCUCGUGUUGAUAAGCCGGCACAUAAACACUACUCGGGUCUGACACUCGAUGAACCUCGCGAGGAGAUUGAUUCCCAGAUCAUAGUAGAUACCAGAAUGGCAGUCCUUCGUUAUUACACAGAUCUUACUCCCAUUGGGCUCGGCAACCUGACGGAGCACAAUCUUCGUGAGACAUACGAAGAGACUGUCAAUCCUACGAUCACCAAUGGAGUGUGCUCCGAAGAUGGGUGUUGCGACAAUGACUGGGUUCAUAAAGACUAUACUUGGCAAUUGCAAUAUGAAGAUCAAUUUUUUGAUGAGCACAAGGCAAUACUAGCGCCAACCACCGAUCUGGUCGAUAUCGAUGAUGAAGAGAAGGUCCUUUUACCUCACUAUGUCUACGGAUUUGUCCUGCGUAGCCGAAAAUGGGCAAAGUUUGACAUCGAUUUCAUACGAGAUAUGGAGUAUGCGAGCGGAUUUGAUGACUUGGUCCUACCUACUGGCCACAAGGAGACUGUGCGUGCAUUGGUUGCAAAUCAUUCGCGUUUGCCCAACACAGGAGGAGGAACUCCAAAUGGGGAGCGGUCAAUAGACUUGGUGCGGGGCAAAGGAAAAGGUCUAGUUAUUCUAUUGCACGGCGCCCCUGGGGUUGGAAAAACCUCCACUGCCGAGUGUGUUGCCGACACCACAAGACGACCCCUCUUCCCGAUAACAUGUGGAGAUAUUGGCGAUACAGCAUCUGAGGUUGAGACCAAUCUAGAGAAGAACUUCCAGCUGGCACACAAGUGGGGAUGCGUUUUGUUGCUUGAUGAGGCGGAUAUAUUCCUACAAAAACGUGACAAGACCGAUAUUAGGAGAAACGCCAUUGUUUCCGUGUUUCUGAGGACACUGGAAUAUUAUAGUGGCAUUCUAUUUCUGACCACAAAUCGUGUCGGUAUAUUUGAUCCAGCUUUCCGAUCGCGUAUUCACAUCAGUCUCUAUUACCCAGGGCUUCAAAAAGAGGCAACCAUACAGAUCUGGAAGAUGCAUUUAGCACGUACACAGGCGUUGAAAGGCGAAAACUUCAAGCUUCACACGAAGGAGAUACUGAAAUUCGCCAAAACCCAUUAUAUGGAGCUGAAAAAGGCAAAAGCCGGAAGCUGGAAUGGCAGACAAAUUCGUAAUGCCUUCCAAACGGCUAUUGCUCUUGCUGAGUUCGAGGCUUCGGGAGAAGGUGUUGCCGACGCGACUGGUUCUCGACAGUACAAUCCCGAACUUACUGAGCGCCACUUCGCCAAGGUGGCGGAAGCGUCCAAGGAAUUUGACAAAUAUCUUCGGAGUACACUUGGGGGUCAGACUGACGCCGACGUCGCCCGACUCGAGCAGACCAGAGUGGAUGACUUCAACCAGUUGGUGGAGAAACUAGAGCAAAAUGAAAAGGCACAAAAAGGAAGGGAUAAGGGGAAACGAAGGGGCAAGGUGGAAUUUGACAGUGAAGAUAGCGAGCAGCUUGAUUCGGAAGAAAGUGGUGCUAGUGAGAGCUCGACAAGUGAUAGCGAGAGCUCGGAGGAGGAAUUCAUUCCUGCCAAACCAGUCAAGAAGAGCAAGAAGGACGGGAAAAGUAAGAAGUCAAGGAAUAGGGAUUGA